Molecule: messenger RNA, 995 nt
Organism: Diachasmimorpha longicaudata
Lineage: Eukaryota; Metazoa; Arthropoda; Insecta; Hymenoptera; Braconidae
Gene: Prosalpha7
Product: proteasome subunit alpha type-3
Exons: 3
Coding region: 140-904 (254 amino acids)
Biological process (GO): proteasomal protein catabolic process; ubiquitin-dependent protein catabolic process
Cellular component (GO): nucleus; proteasome core complex, alpha-subunit complex; synapse
Source: RefSeq, a predicted model, not a curated record
UUGAAGUUACCAAGCUUGUAGAAGGGAGCCCUAACCUCAGAAGUGACAAACAAAUUUCAGUUGUUCGAUUUUUCGCUAAUUCACGCUGGCUGCGGUGUUUUGGGACUCAACGUUGAUUUUAGUUGUUUUGUAGAGCAAAAUGAGUUCUAUUGGUACUGGGUACGAUCUCUCAGCAUCCCAGUUCUCUCCAGAUGGUCGAGUAUUUCAAGUGGAAUACGCUCAGAAAGCAGUGGAAAACAGCGGGACUGUAAUUGGUCUCCGCGGGAAAGAUGGAGUGGUGUUUGCAGUGGAGAAGCUGGUGACAUCGAAGCUUUAUGAACCCGGGGCAAAUAAGAGAAUCUUUAACAUCGAUGAGCAUGUGGGUAUGUCUGUCUCAGGUCUGAUCUCAGAUGCCAGACAAAUAGCGGAGAUAGCGAGAUCGGAAGCCGCCAGCUACCGUUCACAAUACGGAGUUGGCAUUCCCGUGAAAUACCUGAACGAGAGAGUGGCUAUGUACAUGCACGCCUACACCCUUUAUUCAGCAGUGAGACCCUACGGUUGUUCCGUGAUUCUCGGUGCUUACGAGACUGAUGGCCCUGCUAUGUAUAUGAUUGAUCCGUCCGGAGUGUCCUACGGAUAUUUCGGCUGCGCCGUUGGCAAAGCCAAGCAGUCUGCCAAGACUGAAAUUGAGAAGCUCAAGUUGGCUGACAUGACGUGCAGGGAACUCGUCAAGGAAGCUGCACGAAUUAUUUACCUCGUACAUGAUGAGCUUAAGGACAAGCAAUUUGAACUGGAGAUGAGCUGGGUGGGAGCACACACUAAUGGCAAACACGAGCGCAUUCCACAUGAAAUCAAAACAGAGGCUGAAGCCAAAGCUCGUCAAGCCAUGGCCGAAGACUCUGACAGCGAUACCGAGGAUAUGUAGAGGAUUUAUUCAGUUAAUGGUUUUUUUUAAAUAAUUAUUGUACUGUAAACGACAAGUUUUUUCGGAUUAAAAUGUGAUGAUUGGAGAGGAA